CGGAUUGUCAGAGGCCGAAUUAUUUACUUUCACUGAGCGUUUAAUAUAUACGUUACAACUCUCUGGCAUGAAUUCAAAGCUAGUAAGACUAGAAUAGGUUCUCCAGCAACUUCCAAGAAGCAAUAUUCAUUUUGCAAAUACCGUUUUGUUUAGCGGGUUCAGUUGAGUGAACUUCAAGUGCUCUAAAACAUACUUUCUGUCGAUGAAUACCAUUUGUUUUUGCUUAUUAUCGUACUCAGCAGACGUAUUUUUAUAAGAAAUGGCAUAAUUUUCUUGGUCAGAGCUAAGGCGAAGAUUCAAAUACUUUACGUCAAAAAGAAUUUCAUCUUUUCAAUCAAAAUGGCUGAAGAAAACUCGACAUAUUCUACAGGUUAUCAUUAUCAUACUCUAUCCGAAGUACUUAAAAGCCCAAAAACUGCUUUGACUGCCGUGUUUUUAGUACUUCUGAUGUUGUGUACUCUGGUUGGGAAUUUUCUUGUUAUUUGGACUAUUUUCACGACUCGACGUUUGAGGUUUUCAGCGUUCUUCUUCGUGGCGAGUUUGGCUGUGGCAGACUUUCUAGUUGGACUUGUGGUUCUUCCAAUCUCGCUCGCUUAUCACCUUACUUUUGAAAUGACAGGGAGAUGGAUAUUGGGAUCAUUUACUUGCAAAGCAUGGCUUCUGUUCAACUUCUGGUUCUGCUCUGCAUCAGUUCUCAACCUCUGUCUGGUCAGCUGGGAUCGUUACAUAGCAGUGACGUCACCGCUUCACUACAAAGCGCACAUGAGCGAUACAAGAGUGCGCAAAAUGAUAAUAAUCAGUUGGACGUUGAGCUUUUCAUUAUCAAUCAUUCUUAUCGCUAAAGCAAAUUCUAGUAUAGACAAGAGGACUAACUGUACGAUACAUAGAAUCGAAGACGUUGCCUUUGCAGUAUGCGGUGUCCUUCUUGUCUUCCUCAUACCUGUAGCCUUUUUGAUAUUUGUGAACGCAAGAGUCUGGAUUACAGCUCGAAGACACAAGAAAAGAAUCACAGCAGUUGAGGAUUCGAUGCGGCUUAGUUUUAGUAACAACUGGAAUUAUAAUCUCGAGAGCAGAAAUAGCAUCGAUAUUAGUCCAAUGUUGACGCUCGAUUCCCGCGGUAGAUCUACAUCCGGGAUCCUCCACCAGAUUAAUAAUAAGAGUUCGACUUCCGAGCGAGGUGGAAAAACACUAACAAGAACGAUCAAGCAAGAGAUCAAGACAUUCAAAACCUUUCUUAUCGUUAUCGGGGUGUUCGUGGUCUGUUGGUGUCCAUUCUAUGUGUCCAUGCUUGUUGAUAUUGUCAAUAAGUUCAGUUCUUUUGUCUUUUAUAUAACCAUUGUUCUUGGUUAUUGCAAUAGUGCUAUGAAUAUUUUUAUCUAUGGAGUCUUUAACAAGGAGUUUAGAAAAGCUAUGAUAACAAGCCUCAAAUGUUGCAAAGUUGAAACAUUUUAACAUUAGAGACUGCAGGGAAAAAUAGGAAUACAUGCAAAUGAAAUUGCUCAUAUUUUUUAUAUUUGUAGUUUAUUAUUCAUUCAAUAUUUUAUUUGCGUCCUCAAUUAGUGCCAUUAUAUUAGGUGCUAGAGCGAUAAGACACAUCAAUAUAGAUUAUAUAUGUAUGUAUCUCUGCCGAAACUCACUUCCGAAAGCGCUUAUGGCUAAGAGCUAAGUGGCUCAUGAAUUAAGCGCGACUGACCUAUUGAUCGGUGGACAGACUAACGGAUGGGCGGACGGACAAAGCUUCUAAUAUUUCUAAGUGUCUGAUCAGGGUAGGCAUUAGUUUGAGCCAUUUUAAAUGCAAAUGAGUCGUUCAUAGCUUCUAGGGAUUCAUGUGGAACUUGAAAGUCACAUUCGUUAUAUAUUUUUUAUGGGCUGAACUCUUAAAUGCGGGCUCUAUCAAGGUGUCAAAUUAAUUCGAUCCUGACUACCAAUGAACCCCACCCCCACCUCUCUUUAGCCAUAUAUAGUUUUAUUCAAUUUAUAAUUCGAUCAGAGCAUAAUAAUAUUAGCUAUGAUCAAAGUAAUGGAAUUACAGUAAAAUGAGCAGUUACUUACAAACUCUGGAAUAAUGCCAACAUCUUGAAAAUAAUGAGUUGCACGAAAAGUUUCAGUCGGCCUAUAGAAAACAACACAUUGUCGAAACAGCAUUAGUACGAGUAAAGAAUGACAUACUUCGUGCAAUCGACAACAAAUGUUCUGAUAUCCUGGUCUUACUUGACAUAUCUGCAGCCUUUGAUACUGCCAACCACUCACUUCUAUUACAAAGGCUGUCAACAAGAUAUGGUAUCAAUGGUCUUGCUCUUCAAUGUUUUAGGUCGUAUUUGUCUGUAUGAUAGGCAUUGUACAGUAUGUGUCCAGGAUGGCCAAUCUACUGUCAAAUCAGGAAUUCCUCAUUAAAUUUUUGCAACUCUCUA
Molecule: messenger RNA, 2411 nt
Organism: Actinia tenebrosa (Australian red waratah sea anemone)
Lineage: Eukaryota; Metazoa; Cnidaria; Anthozoa; Actiniaria; Actiniidae
Product: 5-hydroxytryptamine receptor 1B
Biological process (GO): G protein-coupled receptor signaling pathway
Cellular component (GO): plasma membrane
Molecular function (GO): G protein-coupled receptor activity
Source: RefSeq, a predicted model, not a curated record